GGAUAUUAUGCCAUGGCUGAUAUGCAGUCUGUUGCUACACUUAUUGAUUCUACAACAUCUAAAAUACAGCAACUGCAGCAGGCUUUUGCUGUACUUGAAAGCCAUAGUGCCAUAUCAUUAAAUUUGAAAUGGAAAGAACUUGAAGAACACUUUCAUGGGCUUGAGAAGUCGUUAAAUAAAAGAUUUCAUGAGGUGAAAGAUCAGGAAAUGGAAUAUGUAACUAAGGUCACAGAGGCCCAAGAGAUGUUGGAGAAGCAGGAAGCAGUGGUUGUGGCCAAGGAACUUGCUUCUUUGGACUGGCUGCAGGAGAAAAGAGAUGCUGCUUUAUCUGCUAUAUUUGAGAAGCACAAACCUUCUGCUUCAGAGCCCAGCACUAAUGGCAUGGGUAAUGGUGUGCCUGCUAAUAUAGUUGAAGAAAAUUUAGAUGUUAAGGCUGCCAAAUCUUGCUCUGAAGAUGUGAAGCCUGCUGAAAAUGGUAAUGCAGAUGCCAAGCCUCACUCUGAGUUAGUAAAAUUAUGUGAAGAAAUGGAUGCAGAAGGACUCCAAAAGUUCAUUUCAGACAAUCGUAAGAACUUGAGUUCCAUUCGUGAGGAAAUCCCGAUUGCGUUAAGAAGUGCGACCAACCCUUUCACUUUGGUUUUGGAUUCCCUGAAAGACUUUUACUCUGGAGAGAUUUUAGGAUUAGAUGGGAAGAAGGAUGGGAACCUUUUGGGCCUACGAAGGACUUGUCUCAUGCUAAUGGAAUCUCUUGGACAACUACUGGCAGAUUCUGUAUUGGGUUCUCUCUCUGAUAAUCAAAUGCUGACAUUAGAAAUUAGAGAGCAAGCAAAGGCAAUUGCUACAGAGUGGAAGCCAAAGUUGGAUGAUCUUGACAUUGAUGCAAGCAGUGGAAACUCCUUGGAAGCUCAUGCAUUUCUUCAGCUUUUGGCUACCUUUGGAAUUGCUUCUGAAUUUGAUCAAGAUGAAAUAUGCAAAUUGAUCCCAGCUGUCACCCGGCGCCGUCAAGCAGUUGAUCUAUGUCGUUCACUUGGAUUGUCGCAUAAAAUGCCAGGUGUGAUCGAGGUGCUUUUGAAUAGCGGAAGGCAAAUUGAGGCUGUUAAUCUUGCAUAUGCAUUUGAGUUAACGGAGCAAUACGCACCUGUGCCAUUAUUGAAGGCAUAUUUGAAGGAAGCAAGGAAAGUGUCACAAAUCAAAGCUGGAAACACAUCUCCUAGUGCACAGACUGAAACAAAUGAACGUGAGCUGUCUGCCCUUAAAGCUAUCAUCAAGUGUAUUGAGGAGCACAAGCUUGAGGACCAAUACCCAAUUGAUCCACUCCAGAAAAGAAUCCUCCAGCUAGAGAAGGCCAAGGCUGACAAGAGGAGGGCUGCUGAAGCUGCAAAGCCACAGUCCAAGAGGCCCCGUGCCAAUGGCACUACUUAUGCUCCUCGUGUCACCGGCAUUCCUGACAAAAGCUUCUACCGAGCACCGCUCGAGAGAUACCCAUAUCCAUAUGACAGGCAGUAUGUGUACCCAGCAGAAACCCAUCCUCCUUCGCUGAUGGGUUCGGCUCCCUAUACCAUAUCUCCAACUCAUACCACAUACUAUGGAAAUGGCUACCAGGUCCAGUACCAAGCCACCUAUCUACACUAAUGGAGCAGGCGUAGAUGUUCAUGGUUUUACCUAACUACUACUAGCUUUUAACCCAUCGGGUGCUCCAAUAUAUGGAUUAACUGAAGUCUAAGUAGCUCAAAAGUAGUCUGUUCCUUGUGUUGUAAGUGUUUGUUAAUCGUGAGUUGUGAAAAGCUUAUGUUCUUAUCCUUGUGACUGAUAGCAUGCUUCUGAUAUCUGGUUGUGACUAUUUUAUGGUCUUUUGCCCGGUGGUUCCAAGAUUAUGCGCUUUGUUUCUGACGGAAUUGUUUACUUGAUGCAUGCUGUUCAAAAGACUAACUUGAUUUCAGCUGAACCGGGCACACAAGGUACAUGCUGACCUUUGUA
Messenger RNA from Elaeis guineensis (African oil palm), 1977 nucleotides. RefSeq names its product FRIGIDA-like protein 3. NCBI's taxonomy places the organism in Eukaryota, Viridiplantae, Streptophyta, Magnoliopsida, Arecales, Arecaceae. The record is from RefSeq and is a predicted model, not a curated record.